Messenger RNA from Protopterus annectens (West African lungfish), 1778 nucleotides. It is a transcript of the gene B4GALT1, whose product is annotated as beta-1,4-galactosyltransferase 1. Gene Ontology annotation, biological process: protein N-linked glycosylation; carbohydrate metabolic process. Gene Ontology annotation, molecular function: cytoskeletal protein binding; beta-N-acetylglucosaminylglycopeptide beta-1,4-galactosyltransferase activity. NCBI's taxonomy places the organism in Eukaryota, Metazoa, Chordata, Ceratodontiformes, Protopteridae. The transcript is spliced from 6 exons. Bases 324 to 1421 code for a protein of 365 amino acids. The record is from RefSeq and is a predicted model, not a curated record.
UGCGCUUACACUGACGCAGUCUUACAAUAGUAAGCAAAACUGAAGUCUUGGAACAAAUUUUCCCCUCUAGUUUGUUGCAGACUUUGGUGAAAACUGGAAGUACAUAGUAGUAUGUGAAUAAUAUUGUACUAGUUCGCUAUGUAGGUGUAUAAGCGAAUUAACUAAUAAUUUAUGAAAGCACAGUAAGAAUGAUCUUUAAGAAAAUCCGCUAGGCAUGCUUGCUUAUCUCAAAACUACGGAGUUGUAAUUUAAUUCUGCAGGGGAGCUGUAAGUCGGUGGACGGCUGAAAGGACUCCAUAUAAUUUCUGAUCUGUAGUGGGAGGAUGGCUGAUCGGGUGCCGUUACCAGGAUCAAUUUUGAAGAAAACUUGUUGUAUUGUAGUGUUUGUCUGUGCACUGCACCUCUCGGUCACACUUGUCUACUACUUGUCUGGACAGGAUCAAGAACGGAUAAUCCAUUUUUUCUUUCAAAGUCAUACGACAUCACCCACAACGACCAGUGAAACACCGGAACUGCGGACCCCUACAGGCAGUAACUUCGUGAUGGUAGCUCCGCAAGCGAACCCAGUGAAGAACGAGCUUGGCACAAAGGCUAACAACUUGCCGCCUUGCCCCGAAACCCCACCACGCCUGGUGGGACCACUCAAGAUAGAGUUCAAUCAGCCUGUUACCUUGGAAGAAGUCAAGGACCAGAACCCUAAUGUUAAUUUUGGAGGUCGUUUUACUCCAAACGAUUGCAUAGCUCUUCAGAAAGUAGCUGUCAUUAUUCCUUUCAGAAAUCGAGAUGAGCAUUUGAAGUAUUAUCUGUAUUACAUGCAUCCAAUUUUUCAACGCCAGCAGCUGGACUAUGGCAUUUAUGUUAUCAAUCAGGAUGGUGAAGGAACCUUUAAUCGUGCUAAACUGCUGAAUGUAGGUUAUAUGGAAGCUUUAAAAGAAUAUGACUAUAACUGCUUUGUCUUCAGUGAUGUAGACCUAAUACCCCUGGAUGACAGAAACCUCUACAGGUGUUUCAACCAGCCAAGACAUUUAACUGUAGCUAUGGAUAAGUUUGGGUUCAGGUUACCGUACACCCAGUUUUUUGGAGGGGCAGCUUCUUUUAGUAAAGAACAAUACGAUAAAAUCAAUGGAUUUCCUAAUCAGUACUGGGGAUGGGGAGGUGAAGAUGAUGAUAUUUACAACAGGGUAACUAUUAGAGGAAUGGAAAUAUCUCGCCCUGAUGGUUUACUUGGAAGAUGCAGAAUGAUUCGUCAUGAUCGAGAUGACAAAAAUGCCGAUAAUCCAGAGAGGUUUAACAGACUUGCACAUACAAGGCAAACUAUAGAUUCUGAUGGCUUAAACACUCUCACUUAUACUGUGAUCAGAACUGAGAAGUUUGAUUUAUAUACAAAGAUCACAGUAGAUGUUGGCUCACCACCCAGGUAAUAGCAGAGAGUCCAAGACGAAAAUGGACAUUUUCAAGAGUUCUGUGUUUGCUGAGACUGCUAACAGGAGUUAUAAAAUUCACCACCAAAGUGUGCCUUACCCCGGGUUAUUUGAAGAGUAUUUACUCAUGCCAUUGAUGGUACUGAAACACAAGACUUUCUGCUCCUUAAGCUGCGUUUGGACAAAAAUCUGUACAUGCUGGAACAUUUUUAAAAGACACCUAGAUACGGUUACUGUUAAUGUGCAGAAUGCAGUAUUUAGCUUAUUUGGUCAUUUUCUGUAUGAUCUGCCAUAAAAAAGAUGGAUACUUUACAAAUCUGUUUUGUGGAAAGUAAUGUAAAAACUCAAAAGACUGGA